Messenger RNA from Aspergillus ruber CBS 135680, 663 nucleotides. RefSeq lists its product as uncharacterized. The record is from RefSeq and is a predicted model, not a curated record. The coding region runs from base 1 to 663 and encodes 220 amino acids. NCBI's taxonomy places the organism in Eukaryota, Fungi, Ascomycota, Eurotiomycetes, Eurotiales, Aspergillaceae. The transcript has 3 exons.
AUGCCCGUGUCGGGAUCCACAAACGAUCAGCGCUCCGGUCAAUGUGCCGGAAUAUUCUUUCUGAACAUAUCGGUAGAAUCCCCUUCUAAAUACAUAGUCAAUACCCUUCAGAUCGACGUCAAACCAAGCGAAGUGCGUCUCAAGAUUGAUGACGAAAAUACGGAAUAUGCCUGGCAUGUACAGGACCCUAGGAUCCAGGAACUAUUUGAAAAGCAGUUGAGUAAGCACUCUGUUGGGGCCUACAUAACUUUGGCAGAUAAGGUUGGCCGCUCCUUCUGGGCGGUCCAUCGACAUAGCGCAAAUGAGAGUUCCCCAUGUCCGCCUCUAAAAUUCCAGCUUGAAUCUCUUCAAGAGGAAAAUGCGAGGCUUGCACAAAAGGUGGAAUUUCUUGAAAAGGAUGCUGAUAGCAGUAGACAGGCGAAAGAGGUAAUAGAAAGGGAGAUCUUCAGUCUGAAUGAGAAUCUCAAGAAUUCCUACGGAACAAUUGCUACUACGCAGCAGGAAGUCCAUAAAUGGAUGUCCUUGGCAGAAUAUUAUCAAAAAAACUUUUCACAGUGGCUAAAUGACAUUAACCACGUCAGCCAAGUCCUGCAAGGCCUCGCAGUGAAUAUUCCAGAUAUCCGGUCCUUCUAUGAGGAUGCACCAAACACUGAAGUGUAUUAG